AUGGGCUCUGCUAGGGUUUUCCACCCUAGGAGAGUGGAGCCGCCGGAUAGGUGGCGUUGGGGCAGCCGGUGGUGGCCAGAGCUCUGUCGCCAUUCACGGCAGUCCAAUGAAUGGCGGCUUCCUAUGCAGAACAACAAUCACCAGCGGAGGCCCUGUGGCACGAACUUGGAGCAAGGAAGAUACUGGAGUGAAAGUUUUCAUGGACGAAGAACCUAUAGGGAUGUGUUAUUGGCAGAGCGCAGUUGCGAGACUAGAAGAAACAAUGAACGAGUUCAGCAAAGGCAGAUCUCACCGGCGCAUAUCCAAGGGGAAGGCUCCAAAUCUGCUUCACUACGGUACCAGUUUCGACGUUCCCAAAGCCAAGGAAAUAACCAGCAGCGUUUAAAUCUGCUACCAGGAUCCUUUUCAAUUUUUGUUGAUGGAUUGGGAGAUAGGAUUACUCAUGCAAAAUUGAGAGCAAUAUUUGCGAAAGCAGGAAGAUUACGUGAGGUUUUUAUUCAGCAAAAAAAGAAACCCCAUCGUCGCUUUCGAUUCGGAUUUGUCCGUUUUACUUGUGAUGAUGAAGCCAGAGCAGCAAUACGUAAGUUCAAUGGACUGAGACUUGAAGGAAACUAUUUGGUAGUUCAAAAAGCGAGAUUCCAAAGAACUUUUCAAACUGAUAGAGUUCCGCCGCCAGGGAAGCAUCAAUAUGAAAUUCGUGGCUAG
Messenger RNA from Lotus japonicus, 705 nucleotides. RefSeq lists its product as uncharacterized. The record is from RefSeq and is a predicted model, not a curated record. Bases 1 to 705 code for a protein of 234 amino acids. Lineage: Eukaryota; Viridiplantae; Streptophyta; Magnoliopsida; Fabales; Fabaceae. The transcript has a single exon. Gene Ontology annotation, cellular component: cytosol. Gene Ontology annotation, molecular function: mRNA binding.